Molecule: messenger RNA, 1265 nt
Organism: Solea senegalensis (Senegalese sole)
Lineage: Eukaryota; Metazoa; Chordata; Actinopteri; Pleuronectiformes; Soleidae
Gene: khk
Product: ketohexokinase
Exons: 9
Coding region: 34-1089 (351 amino acids)
Biological process (GO): fructose metabolic process
Molecular function (GO): ketohexokinase activity
Source: RefSeq, a predicted model, not a curated record
CAGAGUCCAGAGUGCAGCUGAGUGUGGAUCGUCAUGGACCAAGAAAACAGAAAGAUUCUCUGCGUCGGACUCGUUUGUCUGGACAUCAUCAGCGUGGUGGACAAAUAUCCUGAAGAAGACACUGACAGCAGGUGUGUGUCACAGCGUUGGCAGCGAGGAGGAAAUGCAUCAAACUCCUGUACAGUUCUGUCUCUGCUUGGAGCUCAGAGCGCCUUCAUGGGCUCACUGUGUGCUGGACCUGUGGCCGACUUUAUUUUGGAGGAUUUUCACAAAGUGUCCAUUGAUGUGUCUCUGGUUUGUGAGCAUGCUCAGUGCGUCGCUCCAGCGUCCGUGGUCAUCAGUAACGUGAGGACAGGAAGUCGCACCAUCCUCCACAUGAACAGUUUCAUUAUGACAGAUUUCUCAUUCCGUUCGAUCGAUGUAUCUGCGGUCAGCUGGCAGGUCAAAGGUCAAACCCCGUGUGCGUGUUGUGUGGUUUGUCCGUCCCGUGGAUCUCGUACUGUCCUUCUGUCAGACAUGAAUCUUCCCGAUGUCACAGCAGACGACUUUUCCAAAGUUGACCUCAGUCAGUUCAAGUGGAUCCACUGGGAGGGUCGAAACGCUGCAGAGCAGAUUAAGAUGAUUCAGCAAGUGGUGAAGUUUAACGAAGCGUUACCACGGCAACAGAGAAUCAGCAUUUCUGUGGAGAUAGAGAAGACGAGAGAAGCAUUGUACGAGCUGUUUCCUCAUGGUGACGUGGUGUUUGUUAGUAAAGAUGUUGCUCGUCACUUUGGUUUCCAGUCGGCUGAAGCUGCUGUGAGAGGAUUGUACCACCGAGUCAAAGACGGGUCUGUCCUCAUCUGUCCUUGGGCAGAACAUGGAGCAGAUGCUUUGGGUCCAGAUGGCAUCGUUCUUCAUUCUGAUGCUUUUCCUCCUGAAGCGCUGGUUGAUACCCUCGGUGCUGGAGACACUUUCAACGCUGCGGUCAUCUUCAUGCUGUCAAAAGGUGGAUGUUUACAGGAAGCUCUGACCUUCGGCUGCAGAGUGGCCGGCAGGAAGUGUGGUUUCCACGGUUUUGACAACAUCAGUCAAUAUUUCACACAUGAGUGAGACAUCGUGAGACAUCAGAGGUGUUGGCAAACAUGAAGUGAUCGAUAAUUAUAAAUGAUUUACUGAUAUUACAAUCCUAACAAUAACAAACCCAGGAAAAAAGCUGCUAACUGAUGUGAAACUGAAUUGUAACGAUUAUGUGACAGAAAAAAACAAUAAAGAGUUUAUUGAUUAAA